Messenger RNA from Macrosteles quadrilineatus (aster leafhopper), 1379 nucleotides. Its product is annotated as nucleoredoxin-like. Lineage: Eukaryota; Metazoa; Arthropoda; Insecta; Hemiptera; Cicadellidae. The record is from RefSeq and is a predicted model, not a curated record. Bases 235 to 1344 code for a protein of 369 amino acids. The transcript has 8 exons.
UGGAGGCGCCGGCUGUUCGGAGAGCGGCUGGUGCGUCCUUCCACCGACCCCUCGGACCCCCUCGAGCUCGUCCCCGUGGACGUCCUAGCCCCAGACAAACCUCUGGAGGACAACCCCGUCGUCGGAGUGUUCUUCCGCGUCCUCUCCGACAGCUCCAAAGCCGAGGACUCCACCCGCAGGCUGGUAGAUCUGUACUCCGCGGUCCGAGGGAGGUUGGAGGUCGUCCAGGUGUUCAUGCCCCCCUGGGUGGGGUUCCGCCAGGACGAAGACAACGAGAGUGUAGCCCGUCUGUUCCGACAGUCCUACCACGGUGUGCCUUGGUACACCAUGCCUAUAGAGGACGAAGUUAAAUGGGUGAGACUGAAGCACAGAUGUAGGGGCAAGGUGGGCAUGCUGGUGUUGCUGUGUGCCCACACGGGCAAGGUGCUGGCGAGGGACGCUAGCUACCACCUCAAUGAUGACCCCACGGGCAGCUGCUUCCCUUGGAUACCUCGUCCUGCCCACAUACUCAUGAAUGAAGCUGCCCAGAAGGGCUUGAUUGCGGGAGGACUCAGGAAAGGACCCAAAAUAAUCCCCUACAGUACAUUGGAUGGUUUCAUCAAGGGGCUGUAUUUCUCAGCACAUUGGUGUCCUCCGUGUAAGGCUUUCACACCUCAACUCAUCGAGUGUUAUCGCAAAAUCAAAGCUCGAGGACACAAGUUUGAAGUGAUAUUCAUCAGUUCAGACAGGAGUGAAGAAUCUUUUGAGAGCUAUCUCUCCACGAUGCCUUGGACAGCUUUGCCUUAUAAGAGCUCUUACUGCAAGGAGCUUGCCUCAAACCUAGAUGUCCAUGGUAUACCCACUCUGAUCCUCCUGGACCCUGAUGGAACCAUUAUCACUGAGGAAGGCAGGAGUGAAGUAAAGGAGGACCUUGAUGGAGAGUGUUUCCCAUGGAGGCAGAGGCCAGUUAACAUUCUGACAGACAGGCUAGCAGAGCUCCUGUAUGAUUCUCCUGCAGUUGUGCUGUUCGUAGAUGGAGACGAAGAUGAAGACUUAGAAUUCGGAGAAGCUGUUUUGCUACCAGUUGCAGAGUGGAUUGCUUCUCGAUCUCUUCAUCUCGACUACGAAUUACUCUUCUUUGUUGCUGUUGAGAACGAGGCCAGCGAAAGUCUGCGUUCCUUCACAAAGCUUGAAGAUGCGUCCCCUCUUGUGACAGCAAUAGACUUCCCCCUUAAUAGAUUCAGUGUUAUGGAAUAUGGUGCUGAAAUCACUGAAGACUCUGUCAAGACAUUCGUUUCAAACUUUAUAAGCAAUAAACUUCCAUUUAGACCAAUCAGUAUGAGUGAGAGUACACCUAGUGCAUAGGCAAAUGAUUGCAAUAAAUAAAUAAUUUAGAGAAU